UAUUGAUGAUGAUGAUAUUUAUGAUGAUGGUCGUUUUUUGGAAAUGACUUCAUUCCUGGAAAGGAAGUAUAACAGGUUUUUAGCUAAUCACAGGUCUGAGCUCAUCCGGAGGGCUGCAAUAGUGAUGCCAAUAGUGGAUGAGCUGUCGGCACAACACAAGCUCAAUGAUCAGACAUAUGCAUGGAUCAGGAGAGCACCGACCAAUCAGGAGCAAAUGACAGAGCUUUAUAAAGCCCUGGAUGAAGGAGGAGAUGAUGUGAAAUCUGCCUUUUACUUUGCUCUGAGGAAGUAUGAACCACACCUGUUCUGUUACCUGGAGCACAACCCUGAGAUUCUUCAGUACAAGUCUUCAGUCAUUGAGAAAUAUAAGUUUGUGACAGAGUAUAACCUUCCAUCUGAUGAACGUGUGGAAAUGGCCGCCCGUUACACUGAACCAGUGAUCAUUCAGAAGAGCAAAGAGCAGGCUGAGAAAUACUAUCGUGAACAUGUGAAGUCUGUGGAUGCUUCAUCUCAACUGUUAUCAAAUGACAAGAAUCACAGCAUCAGAAUAGACCAGCUGUUCAGUCCUGACAGUGAUGGAAACGCCCCGAAAACUGUUAUUCUCAGUGGUGAUUCUGGAAGAGGUAAAUCCUUCAUGUUACAGAAGAUCAUGUUGGACUGGGCUUCUGGAGAACUUUACUCUGAAAUGUUUGAAGUAGUUUUUCUAUUGAAUUGUGAAGAGCUGAAGUUUAUUUCUUAUGAGAUGAGCUUAUUUAAGCUCCUGAGCUGGAGUUGCAGUUUAACAUCAGAUCAGAUCUCAGGGAUAUUAGAGUUAACACCAGAGAAAGUCCUCUUCCUCAUUGAUGGAAUUAAUGACUUUUCAUUUGAUCCACACAUUCAUACAUCACGACCCACUAUUGCAUCCCAUGAAGCACUACCAAUGGACACUCUUAUGAGUCUGUUGAAUGGACAGAUCCUAUCUGAGUCCUUCCUGCUGGUUACCUUCAGAACAGCUGCUGAUCCAGUGAUGAAUCUCCUAAAGGGACCUCAGCGUUUCACUGAGAUCAUGGGCUUCUCUGAGAGAGGGGUGCAGGAGUACUUCCACAAGUUCUUUCAGGACGAGCUACUCCUCAGGAAAACAUAUGAGAGCGUGAAGAUAAAUGAAAGCCUCAUGACUAUCUGCUCUGUGCCUUUGCUGUGUUGGAUGGUCUGUUUUUGUCUGAAGAAACACUUUACAGAUGAUGAUCAUGUGAUGGCAGAACUAAAGACAACCACCUCCAUAUAUGUGAACAUUGUGUCCACUCUACUGGAGCAUCAUGGCCAGAGUCAGUCUGUCCUCACCAUGCUGAGGAGUCUGGGUCAGCUAGCAGAGGAAGGGAUGCUGGAUGAAGAAGUCCUUUUUGAAGAGAAGACUGUGUUUGAGACCUUAGAGGCUUAUAGUAGCCAGUUCUUGCAUAAAGAACUUUGGAAUAGAGACUAUAUAAGGAAAACAGUUCUCAAGUUCAUGCACCUCAGCUUUCAGGAGUUCUUCGUUGCUCUUUAUUAUGUGUUUUUGAAUGAAGAAGAGUCCCAGAGGAACAUCAGAGACACUCUAGCUGCUGAGAGUGUGAAAGAUAGAAUAUCAAAUCCCAUUUCUUCAGUUCUGCUGUUCCUCUGUGGUCUCUCUAAUGAAGACGCGAACAGUUCUCUCUUUAAAAUGCGCAACUGGACUGUUCCUUACAUCAUAAGAAAAGAGAUGGAGAGCACAAUCCUUACUCUUCAGGAUGAUGAAAAGUUACUUGCUCUCCGCUGUCUGUAUGAGCUCCAUGAUGAGGUGUUUGUGAGGAGAGCUUUGGCAGAUUGGGUAUCCAUGGAUCUGUCCAACAUUUCCCUGAGGAGCACAGACUGUUGGGUGCUGCUGUACUGUCUUCAGUGCUGUCCACACAUCAGAGAACUGAACCUCAUGUACUGUGAUUUAACAGCUGAUCAACUCAAGAUUCUUCAGCCAGCACUCUGUAUGUGUGAGACUCUGAGGUCAGUGUGAUGCAUGGAGAAACACUUGUUGAU
Molecule: messenger RNA, 2025 nt
Organism: Megalobrama amblycephala (Wuchang bream)
Lineage: Eukaryota; Metazoa; Chordata; Actinopteri; Cypriniformes; Xenocyprididae
Product: NACHT, LRR and PYD domains-containing protein 1 homolog
Exons: 3
Coding region: 44-2002 (652 amino acids)
Biological process (GO): regulation of apoptotic process
Cellular component (GO): cytoplasm
Source: RefSeq, a predicted model, not a curated record